Messenger RNA from Danaus chrysippus (African queen), 2931 nucleotides. The record is from the annotation of a GenBank genome assembly. Lineage: Eukaryota; Metazoa; Arthropoda; Insecta; Lepidoptera; Nymphalidae.
AUGGGGAAUGUGUUCAGUGCAUCGACUGACGCUGUAAACACUUCAACAGAACGUGAAAGAGACAGUGAAUUGAUGGAAGAUAUUAAUACAUUACAUGAUAACGAUGAAUCUGUGGAGGAACAAUUCCACGAUUCCAUCAGUGAUAACGAAGAAACUGUGAAUAGAAGACGAGAUGAAGAUAUGGAUGAAUUCAUUAGGCAAUUGGACACUAAACGUGAACAAAGAAGAGCAAUAUUAGACAGACAUAGAACAGAAAAGAAGAAUUUGGAAAAGCAAUUAAGCGAAGAAAAGCAAACACAUAUAAAUCUAUGUGAGCAAAAUAAAAUGCUUAGAGAAUUACUUGUGAAAAAUAAUAUUGAAAUUCCGGAAAAACUCGACUCUGCCGAUGAGGAUUCUUAUAUCGCAAGUUCUAUUUCUGACAUGAAGAAAGAAAUCGAAAGCUUAAAAUCAAACAACAACAUAUUACGUUGUGAUCUUGCUAAAUCUAACAACGCUCUACAAUCAGCGUAUUCAAAUAUCGCAGACUUAAGUGAACAGAAUACUGAAUCCAUUAAGCAAGUAAAAGCUCUUAAAGAAGUAAUAAAUGUCAGUAAGACGAUGAUAAAUCUUCGUGAGGAACAACUUAAUGAACUAAAAAAUAAACUCAGCGAAAUAGAACAAUCCUUGGCUGAUAGAGAGACGAGUGUGCUUUCUACUGAUUUACGAAAAGAAUACGAAAGGCAAUUGCAAAAUAUACGCACAUUACGUGGUCUGUAUGAAGAACGAGCCCGAUUGGCUGAAGUUACAAGACAAGCACUUGUAAGAGAAAAUGAAGAACACAAAGUACUUUUAGAAGUCGAAAUUAAUAAAUCUAAAAACCUAACAAGUAAAGUUGAAAAGCUGGAAUCUGAAGUAGCUACGUUAGGAGAGACAAUCGAAGAUAAAAAUAAUAUAAUAGCAUCUUGUCAAGAAGAAACAAGAGGUAUUAAAGCUGAAAUGUUAGCUGUUAAUAAGGUACUUUUAGGCUACAAGAAUAAACAAGAUUUAGAUAAACUAAUUUCUCGCCUUGAAGAAAAUCAUGGUAUCCUUACGCAUAUGGCUGGAAAAGAGAACAGUUCAGAAUUAUCAUCAGAGCUGCCAAAACUCCUGUUGGAAAUUGUGAGCCAAAUUGAAGAAAGUGAUAAUAAAAGUGUUGGCGAAAUUUCCGAAGAAGGAGAUGUAAUUUCUUCUCUCAAUACUACACCUGAGGAAAUAGUUCAAAACCUUCCAAAAGUCUGGCGAGUAUUAUCUGAAUUAUUAAGUCACCAAAGUGAAGCAGACAGCAAUACUUCAGAGAAGGUGACUACGUGUUACAAGUCGGUACAAACGAAGUCGGGUCCCGUACUUGUGCCAAGCGAUUUGAUACUCGAAAAGCUGGCGUUGAUUAAAGAAGUUAACAGAAUGAAGCAAUUAAAUACACAUCUAGAGUCACGUUUGGGUGAACAGGAGAAAAGGUUGUGUCUCGUUACUAAUGAGCUUAGUAAAACUUGGCAUGUUGUUGGAAGACUGCGACGUCAUCAUCAUCAGUUGCACACACAUGAAAAAAUUCUAAAAUAUGAAUUGCAACAAAAAAGAAAAUUACUUAACGAACUGAAAGAAGAACUCGAAUACUGUCGUGAAAAAUGGGAACAGGCGCGCGAAAAGAACACGCAGUCUGAAAAAGAUUGGAGGAAACUACGUACGGAAUUCUCAAACAGAAAACUAAAACCUGACCUACAGUCGUUAACUAACUCUGCUGAAAGUGGAUACAGUGACGAACGACCAUCCGAUGAAUCAUCAGAGUCAAACGAUGAAAGUGAAUACGCGGAACCGAAAGUAAAAUGUAAGAAGAAAUUUAAGAAAUCAUUCGAAACAAUAAUCGAUUCGAGUGCAGAUUUUAAUCUAGCAGAAAGAGAAGAUCCGGUAAGUGAUUUGCUUGAUGUAGCAGAGUUACCUCUCGAUACACACGAUGAAAACAUCGAUUGCGAAGCAUCAGAUUCAAUGAACAGCGAGAGUUUAUGUAAAGAGAAACUAUGCGAUGAAACAGAAGAUGAAAUUCCUGAUAUAGUUAACGAAUCUUGUUUAAAGUUAACAAAUGAUAUUGAUAGCGACAAAAAAGAUACUGCAUUAACUUCAGAACUGUCUAUUAAUAUUGAUGGAGCAAUUGAUCCCGCGCCAAAUAUACAUGAUAUAGAAAAACAUCAACAAAUCGAUCAGAAUAGAGUGAAUAUUGUUGAAGAAAGCCAUUUAGUGGAUAAGGUUAUUGAUGUUGAAGAUGAUAUGAUUAAUAUAAAUCUACCCUCGACGUCUCAAAACGUAGAUUUCCACAAUAAUGAUAACGAAAGAACACUAUCAGUUUCUACACAAAAUAUUGUAGAUACUUCUGAAUUAGAACAACCCACAGAAAACGGUCAAGUUGAUUUUAAAGCUAUUUUAGAAAAUGUAAGAAAACAAAACGAGAGAUUAGAAAUAAAAGAUAAACGUCUUAGUAAUUUAGAACAAGGAUGUUCUGAAGUGUUGGAAAACAUGUCAAACACUCUCACACUUGGUGAUGAAAUGAUUGCUAAAUUAGAUAACCUACACAAUCCCAACAAAGUGGAAGAAGAAUACAAUACAUUGACAAACGAAUCAAACAAAAUUGAUAUGGAUUCAGAUACAGAGAGCAAACCGUCUACAAGUAACGAAGAACCUUCGUCAUCACGAGAAAUAGAUCACGAAGCACGCUUCGCAGCACGUGACCUUCGACUGAAAAGAUUGGAAGAACAAACAAAAUCACUGGUAAAGAAAGUCAACAAAACAGCUACAAAAGGCGUUAAAAUAAAUUACAAAUUAGAAGAACUACAUAACAUAUAUGGGUCUGAACACUCGCGAUCCGGCACGCCCUCAGAAGAUACCGAAGAUAUAUCGCAAAAUGACGAAAACUCAAACGAAUAA